Messenger RNA from Oldenlandia corymbosa var. corymbosa, 1158 nucleotides. The record is from the annotation of a GenBank genome assembly. Lineage: Eukaryota; Viridiplantae; Streptophyta; Magnoliopsida; Gentianales; Rubiaceae.
AUGGAUCAGAUUACACCAAUGACUCCAGAGAUAACGCACCAAAGGUUUUUGGCAAUAGAACACCAUAUGGCUGCACAGGAGGAACAAUUUGGAAAUGCUAUACAGAGGAUGAGCAAACAAUAUAUGAAUUCAAGAAAUGUUAGUGCUCGUGGAUCAACAAUAGAGGGAAAUGACACAGCCACAGGAGCAGCGCAUGUGGAGGUUACCUCCGGGCAUGGGUUGAGCAGUUGGUACUACCCAUUAGUCUCAAGCCAACCCGCAUUCAUCUCACCAUCUGGGAAUUUCACGUUUGAUGGGCGUCAAUUACCUCCGUUGUCUGCCCAAUAUAGUGGCCCAAUAAUGAUGCUUAGAAUACCAUGGGGACAACAAGUCCCUUAUCAGAAUUAUCAUGUGGCAAGCCCAGAAACACAGCAUUUAGGAGUUGUAACAAAAAAUGAUGUUGCAAGGAAUGCACAGACGACGAAUCAAGGUCAGUGGCAAAAUACGACAUUUCAAAUACCGCCACCAGUUCAAACUCAGCAAGGACCAACAAUGGUUCCACCACAAGUGAUUGCUCAAGAAGAUGUUCCCAGAAUAACUCAUGGACCACAAGGAACGCUAGGACCCUUUCUUCAAGGUCCUAUUGGAGCAGGAACUAAUCAAGGUCCUACUUUUGAAAACCCAGAACGCGCUGGUCAAAAUGUACAAGGAAGCAAUGACCGCCUUUUUAUAAUGUAUCAAGAUCGUGCUGCGCCACCAGUAUCAAUAGGUGCUACUAUGACCACGAAUUUGGCUGACGCUCAUAUACCUCAAGGGUCUAUAGUAGUUAUUGCUAAUCCGAAAAUUGCUGCUGGCCAUCCUUAUGGAAAUCAUAAUGGCGCUAAUGUUAAUCUGCACAAUCCGCAGCAACAACGGUUUUUUAGCCAAAGGGCUGGUCAUCACCUAGUGGAUCUUUGCAAUGAAUUUCGACAAGAACCAGAUGCAACAGCAAAUGUUAUUCAGCAACAGGAUUUUGAAGUAGGGGUUGAACAGACUUUAAAUGCUGAAGAAAUAUUUUCAAGGAUGGUAGAAGAUAGGGUUCGUAAAGAGUUGGGUACAGAGAUUUCAGAAGUGCCAGAGAAACCAUAUCCUGAUUUUGUUGAAUGGAAGCCAUUGCCAAGAAACUUCGGGAGAGGAUGA